Kazachstania africana CBS 2517 is the source of this 876-nucleotide messenger RNA. RefSeq lists its product as uncharacterized. Bases 1 to 876 code for a protein of 291 amino acids. The record is from RefSeq and is a predicted model, not a curated record. NCBI's taxonomy places the organism in Eukaryota, Fungi, Ascomycota, Saccharomycetes, Saccharomycetales, Saccharomycetaceae. The transcript has a single exon.
AUGAUACACAGUUGCUGUCAUCAUCAUCUUAUUUCUCUAAAAUCGUGCCCAUAUUCGAAAAAAUUAUCUGUCCCAUAUGACUUGGCAACUGAGAAGUACGUCUGGACAAAUAUUCAUUCUGCUAAUUACAUGAAAUACAACAUAGACUUCAACAAACUAAGCUUAAAAGAGUAUAUGUCAAACAGAUUCACUAACAAAAUAAGAGAUGAAAUUAAAAAACACUUAACUGUCCGACCUAGUCUGUCAGAAGGCACAGUAAGCUGCGUUUUGUGGGUGAAUCAGUUUCAGCAAAUUUUAGAGGCCUUUAACCUGUACAAUUUUGCCAUAUUUCCCUACCCAGCUUAUCCAAACAUUAUUGAAGAGGGGGAGGCAUACUUUGUCAGUAAAGUAGUUUUUCCAUUAGUCUUCCCUGAAGAAUGUGCGAGAGGCCCCAAAGAUGGACCCACCGUCAAAUAUAUAUCGAAAAACUUUAGGCUACUCAUUGGUUCAUUAUUACCCAGGAAACCAUCUCACAGGGUGGAAGAAAUUCUUCGUAAUCUGGAUUUAAGUUCUAUUGAGAGCAUUUCAAGGCAAUACGAGUGUAUAGAUAUUCUCCAAAAUAUAUGUACUACUGUCAAGGUGUCAGAGGAAUAUAAAGUUAUUAGACUCGUGACAGCAUUGUCAGAAAAAUUCAAAUCUUCCAUUAAAGGCCUAGCCAGGAAGUGGGAGAAACAAAUAGAUACUUUGACAAUUGAGUUGAUUCUCGAUGAUGUCAAAUGCUUGUAUCAAACGAAUGCUAUUCGGAGAUAUCACGAUUGUGAUCAUGACUCUAUUGAUGAGCAACCAAGAAAAAGGGCACGUUCACAUAUAGUACGGAGAAGCACUGAACAUGCUUGA